ACGGCGGAACCCGGGAGAUGUCGGUACACCUGGGAGACCCCACUGUAUAAUCGCCUCGUUAGGUCUUUCGGUGAACAUCACUCAAUACAGCAGUUUCCUUCGCAAAUUUUUGUCCGUAAAUUAUUAUUUAACCUACAAGAGCAUACUAGAAUACUGUCUCAGCCAGUAUUUUGCUUUUUAUUUGCAGAAAAAUUGGAAAAAUGGCCAGGAGACAACUGUCGGAAGCUAGAAGUCGAAAUUUCGGUUUAUUCAGGAGAUAGCACUGCUACUUUUGCUAACCGAGAUUCUACAGCUUCUUCUCCUCUCCCACUUGGACCGUCAUCGAAAAAGACAAAAGCUGACAGAAGUAGAAGCUUCGACGCCGUUCCAGCCAAUACGAUGACAGCGGAAGAGAAUAAUAUAACUUUUAAUUAA
Caenorhabditis briggsae is the source of this 414-nucleotide messenger RNA. The annotation marks the transcript as partial. The record is from RefSeq and is a predicted model, not a curated record. NCBI's taxonomy places the organism in Eukaryota, Metazoa, Nematoda, Chromadorea, Rhabditida, Rhabditidae. The transcript is spliced from 3 exons.